Sphenostylis stenocarpa is the source of this 1041-nucleotide messenger RNA. NCBI's taxonomy places the organism in Eukaryota, Viridiplantae, Streptophyta, Magnoliopsida, Fabales, Fabaceae. The record is from the annotation of a GenBank genome assembly.
AUGGACUGGGUUCGAGGAGAGUCAAUCGGCAGUGGAACCUUCGCCACCGUCAACAUCGCCGUGCCCACAAACGGCUCCACUCAGUUCUCUUCUCUCACCGCCGUCAAAUCCUCUGAUUCCCACAACGCGGGUUUGCUGAAAAAGGAGAAGGAGGUCCUCGAUCGUCUUGGCUCUUCCCCUUACAUCAUCAACUGUUUUGGUCACGAUCACACCGUUGAAAACGGCAACGAGUUCUACAACGUGUUCCUAGAAUACGCCGCCGGAGGUUCCCUCGCCAACCAGGUCAGAAAACACGGCGGAAGGCUCCCGGAGCCUUUCGCGCGGCGAUGCACGAGGUCCGUCGCGGAAGGGCUCAAACAUAUUCACAACCGCGGUUUCGUUCACUGUGACGUGAAGCUUCAAAACGUUCUCGUCUUCGAUAACGGCGAGGUGAAAAUCGCGGACUUCGGGCUCGCGAAGGAGAAGGGGGAGAAACAGGGGAAGUACGAAUGCAGGGGAACGCCGUUGUUUAUGUCGCCGGAAUCGGUGAUCGCCAAUGAGUAUGAGUCGCCGGCGGAUAUUUGGGCUUUGGGCUGCGCCGUCGUGGAGAUGGUGACCGGAAAGCCUGCAUGGGAUGUUCGCAACGGGUCGAAUAUUUGGUCGUUAUUGAUGCGUAUUGGAGUGGGAGAAGAAUUGCCGAAGAUUCCAGAAGAAUUUUCGGAAGAGGGGAAGGACUUUUUGAGAAAGUGUUUUGUUAAGGAUCCCACAAAGAGGUGGAGCGCUGAGAUGCUUUUGAAGCACCCUUUCAUCAACGUUGACACUUCUUCGUUCGAGAAAGUUAAUGAGCCGUUACAGUCGCCGUCACCGAGGACCCACUUCGAUUUCCAUCACUGGGCUUCCCCUUCCACCGUAACGGCUUCGCUCCCGUCUUCCCUGCACGGCGCCUGGUGUGAGUGGAGUUCUAGGUCAUCUUGUUCGCCGGAGAGUCGGCUCCAGCAACUUGUCACCAAUGAGAGGCCGGAGAAUUGGUCAGAAUCGGAUGGCUGGACGUGCGUUAGGUGA